Messenger RNA from Calypte anna (Anna's hummingbird), 2063 nucleotides. RefSeq names its product cutA divalent cation tolerance homolog (gene CUTA). NCBI's taxonomy places the organism in Eukaryota, Metazoa, Chordata, Aves, Apodiformes, Trochilidae. The transcript is spliced from 6 exons. The record is from RefSeq and is a predicted model, not a curated record. Gene Ontology annotation, molecular function: copper ion binding. Gene Ontology annotation, biological process: response to metal ion. Bases 56 to 547 code for a protein of 163 amino acids.
GGGCAUCCCGGGCAGCGCUGCCGGCUGGGGCAGAGCAGGUGAAGGGACGGAGGAGAUGGAGGGGCUGAGCCAGCGCUGGGCGCUGCUGCUCCCCGCCGGGCAGGGCUGCCCCAGGCCCGGGCGGGGCACCCUGGUGCUGGUGCUGACUCUGUCUCUGCUGAUGUACCCAGUGCUGAGGGGUUUUGCUCUGCAGCUGCACUCUGCCUUCACGGGCAGCUACGUCCCUGGCACCCUCUCCAUCGCCUUCAUCAGCUGCCUCAACCAGCAGAUUGCCAAGGACAUUGCAAGGGCCAUCAUGGAUAAGAAGCUGGCUGCCUAUGUGAACAUCCUGCCCAAGAGCUUGGCCUUGUAUUUCUGGAAAGGGGAACUGGAAGAAUCCACUGAAAUACUGCUGUUAGUGCAAACAAGGACAUCCAAAAUAAGUGAAUUGUCCAACUAUGUCAGAUCCAUCCAUCCCUUUGAAAUUCCUGAAAUCAUCAGCCUGCCUAUUGACCAAGGGAACCCUCUGUACCUCAAGUGGAUAGAGGAAAGUCUCCCACAGGACUAACUGCAGAGAGCAAGAAGCCCUUGGCUUUUUGGGGAGCCCAGGAGAACCCACACAGGCAGGGAGGGAGUUUGUAUCUUUACAGAUAACACAGAAACCUGGGACUGGGAAUUUGGUUUGCACUCCAAACAUCCUCCCCUGGGCCCAACCCUCUGCUCCAGGGAGCACUGAGCAGCCUGGAGGUGGUGGAGGCUGAAGCAGGGAAGAGUUACUCACCCCAGCACCGUCCAGGAGGAUCCACAGUGAUGCUCAUGUCAGGACACUGCAGUGUUUGGAGGAUACCUCAGGGCCCCAGAACAAAUGCCAGCUGGGAGCCAUGGCCCCUGUGUCCCCACAGAGAGCACCUGAAGCCCCCCUGCAGCACCCAUCACAGCAUCCUGCUCCUUCUCCUCCUGCUUCCCCAGCCUGGAGGCAGCAGGAUGGUGAUGGGCACCCCCAGACAUGCUGGCUCACCCCCCCUCCUGCUGUCACACAACGUGCUGCUUCCACUCAUACAAAAACCCAAGGAAAUAGCAAAGCUGAGCCAACACUGCAAGCAUUUAUCAGACACUGAGCCUGCCCUGCCUGCUGAGCCAGGCACCAGCCACUGCCACCCAGGGCCACCAUGUGCCAGCAGGACAUCACCCUGCCCACACCACAGCCCUGGCUUUUUGCCCAUCACCCUGUAAGAUGCUGAUAGUUCUAGUUAAAUGGGACAUAAUCUGGAAAAAAAUUGAGUUAUUUAAGUGGCUGGGAAGGGAACAAACAGGAAUGGUUCUGACCUGGGCAGGCUCCCGUGUCACAGGCUGCAGGUGCAGCACCUGCAGGGAGCUGGGCAGGGGGAAGGGCUCAGGGAGGGUUUGCAGCCUCUCCCCCAGCCCCAUGCAGGGGGAUCCUCCCCUGGAUCCCACCUCCUCACCUGGGGCUCAUGGAGCAGCAGCCCAGGGAGAUUUGUAGGCAGAGAGCUGGGCUCACAGGGCCCUGCCAGAGGAAGGAUGGGAAAGGCCCAUGGAUGCAGAACAGAGAAGAGGGAAGAGCUCUGAGGAAACGUUCCUAAGAAACAGGGGGUACCAGCUAGGCACCUGGUCUGGCAAAAAGGAACAAAGCCCAUGAGGUGAGCAUCAGCAUCUUCAAGUUAUGCUUUGUUUAGCCCUGUCAGGGUCACCUUGUGCCAUGCACAAGUUGGGGACCAAGAUGAAGAUGAUGGGGGUGACUGGGACCUCAGGACAGCCCCUCACUACAAAACUCAUCACUGCAGGGGAUGUCCCUGUCCCUUGCUGUCCCCCCACACCCCUGAGCUAUCCCCACACUCACCCCUUUGCAUCCUUCUGCCAUUCUUGUGCUUCACAGCAGCAUCUCCCCAGGCAGGGGCACAUCCCACCCUGCCACAGACCAUGACCCAGUAGUACCACAGCUGCACUGUGGAGGGCACUGGGAGCACACACUGACCCCCACUGCCCAACCUCAAAAAUCCUGACACUACAAAGAAGCAAUGAUGUGGGAAAAAACAACUUUUUAAUUGUACAUUAAACAUAUUAAU